AUGCCUCUUUCUCAUUCGAAUGUUCUACGCCUCGUUGCCAGCGUCAUUGCGACCAUAUGGGUCGCGUUCGGCGUGAAUGCCAUCCUGCGUCCAGACCAUGCUCUCACUUUCUUCGAGUUCCAGCCACCUGCCUUGACGGCGGACAAACAGAUGGUUGAUAGCCUGAUGGCAGUCUACGGAGUUCGGAAUGUCUUCAUGGGAGCUGCAAUCUAUGUGACUUCGUAUCUCGGAUCACGUUCAAACCUAGGCUGGAUCUUGAUUGCUGCGGGCGGCGUUGCAUUUGCAGAUGGGAUUAUUUGUUGGACACAUGGCCAGGGACAGUGGAAUCACUGGGGAUACGCACCAAUGAUUACUGCAGUUGGCAGCUUGUUGCUUGGCGUCUUUGACCGUUCGUAA
Molecule: messenger RNA, 396 nt
Organism: Penicillium bovifimosum
Lineage: Eukaryota; Fungi; Ascomycota; Eurotiomycetes; Eurotiales; Aspergillaceae
Product: DUF4267 domain-containing protein
Exons: 1
Coding region: 1-396 (131 amino acids)
Source: RefSeq, a predicted model, not a curated record